Messenger RNA from Dendroctonus ponderosae (mountain pine beetle), 3338 nucleotides. RefSeq names its product poly [ADP-ribose] polymerase (gene Parp1). The transcript has 16 exons. Gene Ontology annotation, molecular function: NAD binding; zinc ion binding; DNA binding. NCBI's taxonomy places the organism in Eukaryota, Metazoa, Arthropoda, Insecta, Coleoptera, Curculionidae. Bases 124 to 3093 code for a protein of 989 amino acids. Gene Ontology annotation, cellular component: nucleus. The record is from RefSeq and is a predicted model, not a curated record.
GCAUUGUCAAAUUUGUCAUCAUCUAUGCAUCUAUGUUCAAAUCCUCCGGUUGACUGUUGUUUUCAUUAUCGAAUAUUCUUCUAAUCCCGUUUACAAGUGAGAAACAUCAAAUUUGAAUCGAAAAUGAGCUCUGUUGAUCUGCCAUUCCGGGCGGAAUAUUCGAAAAGCAGUCGUGCAAAAUGCAAGGGCUGCAAACAGCCAAUCGAACAGGCUGUUCUAAGAAUGGCGACUCUAACUCAGUCUCCAUUCCACGAUGGGAAGCAGGCCAAUUGGUUCCACUUUGACUGCUUCUUCACCAAGCGGAAAAUCAAUACUACAGACGAUAUCGACAACUUUGAAUCCCUGCGAAUUGAGGAUCAAGACCGCAUUAAAGCUAAUGUGGGGGCCCUGGCUGCUAUCGUUCCAGAUGCCAAGGCCAAAGGGAGAAAGCGUCCGGCCGAUAAAGAAGCGACAAAAGCAAAAAAACUGGCAUUGAAGGACUAUACUAUUCAAUAUGCCAAAAGUUCGCGGUCCGUUUGCAGAGGCUGCGAGCAGAAAAUCAUGAAGGACGACAUCAGAGUAUCAAAGAAGGAACAUGAUUCUGAUGUUAGCAGACAAGUUGGGGGCAUUGAUCAGUGGCAUCAUUUGACCUGCUUUGCUCAGCUCAGGUCCGAGCUGGGAUUCUUUGAAAGUGCUGAUAAAAUACCCGGAUUCCAAGGCUUAAGCAAGGAAGAUCAAACCCAAGCCAAAAAAACCAUACCGGCCAUAAAACAAGAAGACAUUCCAGAGAUCAAAAAGAUUAAGAUCGAGGAUGAUCCGUUGGAUGAGGAAUACAGGGAACAGAACAAAAUCAUGUUCAACUUCAGAGAUCAGCUGAAAGAAGUGCCCAAGAACGAAUUGAGGCUGCUAUUGCAAAGCAAUAAUCAGGAAAUACCCGAAGGUCUUGAGAGUUUGUAUGAUCGCAUUAGUGACAUAAUGACAUUUGGAGCCCUACAGCCUUGUAAAGAAUGCAAAGAUGGGCAGCUGAUUUUCGGUAAAGCGGGCUAUACAUGCACUGGAAAUUUGAGCGAAUGGGCCAAAUGUACGGUUGUAACUAAAGAGCCUGAAAGGACCAAGUUUGUGGUCCCCAAACAGCUAAAAGAAAGUCACCCGUUUUUGAAAAAGUACAGAUAUGUGGCGAGGAAAAGAGUUAUUAAAGAUGCGAAACCUUCUGUUUCUGUGAAAAAGGAAGCCAAGGAUGAAGUGGAUGGGCCUCCAAAAGUGACAAGAGCAUUGCCAGCCCUUUAUGAGAUGGAAUUCGUAAUUUUGGGGCACCCGAAGCGAGGCAAAGAUGUCCUGAAGAAAAACAUUUUAGCUUUGGGGGGGAAAGUGGUGACACGAAUUCACGAGACAAAUAUGGCCAUAAUUGCGGAUGUAGAGAUGGUUGAGAAAAUGGGAGUCAAAAUGCAACAGGCUAGAGACGAAGAGGUCCACAUUGUGUCAGAAGACUUCGUGGACGAGGCGAAAAACAAUGCAGGAAAAAUCCCAGAACUGAUCAUUAAAAAGUGCAUCUGUAGCUGGGGAUCAGAUCCCAAAGAGAAGCUUCCAAUACCAUCUUCCAAGUCAGCUCUCAAGUCGAAAAGCAGAUUCACCAGCAACGUGCCCAGCAAAAUCACCCUUAAACUAAAAGGUGGCUCUGCAGUGGAUCCCGAUAGUGAACUUGCAGAUGUAGCGCACGUUUAUGAAGACCAGGAGAAACAAAAGUGGACGGUCGUAUUGGGGCUUACCGAUGUGCAAAAGAACAAGAACAGUUACUACAAGUUGCAGUUGCUCAAAGCUGAUAGGAAAGACGCAUUUUGGCUUUACAGGGGAUGGGGCAGGAUUGGUACCACUAUUGGCGGCAACAAAACGGAAAAGCUCAAUGGCCUCUACGAGGCCCAAGACUUAUUCCGUCAACUGUAUGAAGAAAAAUCGGGAAAUCAGUGGGAUGAAAGAGACCAUUUCGUGAAAGUGCCCGGAAAAAUGUAUCCGAUCGAUAUUGAUUACGGCAAUGAUAAGCUUGAAAAUCUGGAUAUUGUCCAAAGUGACUCUAAGCUGCCCAAGCAAGUGCAAAACUUAAUAAAGCUAAUAUUCGACGUGAACCAAAUGAAAAAGCUCAUGCUGGAGUUUGAGCUGGACACGGAAAAAAUGCCGCUUGGUAAACUGAGCAAAAACCAAAUGCAGAAAGCCUACACUGUUUUAACUGAGCUGCAAUCGAUCAUCGACAAAGAAAAUAACCCAAACAAAUUGAUCGAGGCCACUAAUAGAUUCUACACUUUGAUUCCCCACAGUUUCGGAGUAGAUGAAGUUCCUAUUCUGAAGGACAAGGAGACUAUUAAGCAAAAAAUCGAUAUGUUAGACAGCCUUAUGGAGAUGGAGAUUGCCUAUAAUCUCAUGAAAGCUUCAGGUGGCGAGCAUACAGUGGACUCUUACUACAAUCAGCUUAACACGGAAAUCGACAUCCUCGAUAGAGAGUCUGAGGAAUUCGCAAUUAUUCAUGAAUACGUUAAAAACACUCAUGCAGCCACUCAUUCCAACUACCAAUUGGAGGUUGAAGAUGUGUAUGUUGUGAAACGAGAAGGCGAAUUUAAGAGAUACAAGCCGUUCCGCAAACUGCAUAACCGCAAGUUGCUCUGGCACGGCUCCAGGACGACUAAUUUCGCCGGUAUUCUGUCUCAAGGCUUAAGAAUAGCUCCCCCCGAAGCACCUUCGACAGGCUAUAUGUUCGGAAAAGGAGUUUACUUUGCCGACAUGGUAUCGAAGUCAGCCAACUACUGUUGCGCCAGCCCUAAGGAUCCCAGUGGUCUACUUCUGUUAUGUGAAGUAGCUUUAGGAAACAUGCUGGAAAAAACCCAAGCAGAAUAUAUCGAGAAGCCACCGAAAGGCCACCAUAGUGUUAAAGGUCUGGGUGCAACUCAUCCAGAUCCAAAUCUGGUUAAAAAAAUCGACGAUGUCGAAGUUCCUGUGGGAAAAGGCGUUCCAGCUGCAGGAGUAAAAGGCAGUACUCUUCUGUACAACGAGUACAUUGUCUACGAUGUUGCCCAAGUUCACAUUAAGUAUCUGCUGAAACUGAAGUUCAAGUACAUCUUCUCGUAAACAGAGAAACGGCGUUUAAUGUUGAUAAUAAUGUUUGAUUUAAUGUUACCUGUUAAAUACUUACAUAAUGUUCUGUAAUUGCCUCUAUUACUGUUAUGUUGUUUGUUCCAGUUCCUAACGUAGCUUUAAACAUCGCUAUUUGUAUGAAUUUGUCUUAAGGAAACUAUCAAGCUUGAUACUAAAAACCGAUAUUUUGGUUUAAUUCAUUUUCUAUGUUUCUAAUUAAAAAUAAACUGUUAACUAGC